Molecule: messenger RNA, 1197 nt
Organism: Sphaeroforma arctica JP610
Lineage: Eukaryota; Ichthyosporea; Ichthyophonida
Exons: 2
Coding region: 1-1197 (398 amino acids)
Source: RefSeq, a predicted model, not a curated record
AUGGUAACUAGAAUAGAGUUUACUGACACUGGUAUAGUGCAAGACCGGGAUGUAUUGGUUGUGGUCGAGGAGGAAGGGUCUGACCACGCACAUACGGUCAAUGCCACGACUGUCACACAAUACAGUGCGGGUGCGAGCGCAGGUGUGAAUACACAACAGCAGCAGGCUGAGCUGAAACGGCGGCGCGACAUAGUCCGUCUAGCUACCGUUGAAGUAAUGGGCGACCUGGCUACCGCUGGAGAGGCGGAAGUCUCAGCAGUAGCCACCAGAUGUACCGCUGAUAGGCCUGGUGUAGUAGAGAAAGAGAAAGGUGUGAGUGGUGCGGCGCCUGCUGGGAACGCGGCGGGGGAACAGGAGGGUGUGGUAUCUAUAAAUAGAACGGAAAGUAGCCCGCCAGCUGCCCAUAUGCGGGUCACAAACGGGGUUGGGAACUCACCGUCCGGCGUGGAGAGGCUUUCUGAGAACGAGGUCAGCCAUGGGAUGAGUGAGACUGCUAGGCAAGGUACUACAGAGGCGCCCUUUAAUGAUCGUACCGAUGACACUAGAGCACGCACGAUGAACGGGGAAGCCAUCCCGAUGUUCGGCGGCGGUGCAGCGGUGUCAGAGGUACCCGCACAUGACGCCACACACACCAUCAACCGAGAAUUAGUAUCCGAUGGUUUGGGUGUAGGUAAUGAAGCAUGCGGAAACCGUGCCGAUAGCUCAACGCGGCCAGUAGAAGUUACAGAGACUGCGCCUGGGGGAACGGAAGCCAGCUCAGCUACCGCAGAGCCAGGUACCGGUCAGUUGGCUGGGGCGGAUGCCUUGGUCACGACGCUGGAAGCUAACGAUGCGAACGCUCAGAGGAAUACGAUUGGCUCAGUGUUAAAAGCCGCUGAUGAGGGGGCUGGGGUACUGGACUUGGGUAUGGCCAAUGUUAGAGAUGCUGACGAUGGUUCGCUGGAUGUUGUGCAGGCGCUGCACAGCGAAGACUGGGAGGACUGGGAGCACGUGGAAACACCCAUGCUACGGGUCGACGCGGCCGGAGUCGACCAGUUCUUCGAUGAUGUGAUUGACGCGUGUCUGGGUCAGCCCACCUUGAAGAUUGAGCGACUGAGAGCGGCUCUUGUGCGAACAAUAGGAGUGUACAUCCAGGAAUUUGACCGGCAGGUUAUGGUCGAUGAUCUCAGGAUCUGCUUACGAAACGUGCUGCAAUAA